Molecule: messenger RNA, 2790 nt
Organism: Pongo pygmaeus (Bornean orangutan)
Lineage: Eukaryota; Metazoa; Chordata; Mammalia; Primates; Hominidae
Gene: P2RX5
Product: purinergic receptor P2X 5
Exons: 13
Coding region: 362-1747 (461 amino acids)
Biological process (GO): calcium ion transmembrane transport; response to ATP
Cellular component (GO): plasma membrane
Molecular function (GO): purinergic nucleotide receptor activity; extracellularly ATP-gated monoatomic cation channel activity; ATP binding
Source: RefSeq, a predicted model, not a curated record
CUGCGCAUCCGGGGCUGCGCUCCCAGACCGGUGGCUGGGGAGUAGGUUGCAGGGGUGUCACUGGUGUCACUGUGUCAGGGGGAGGAGGAAGAGGAGGAGGAAGAGGUGGCGGCAAGGUCGCGGUCUGAGGUUCUGGUGCUCGCCGCCGCCCAGCUCCCAGCCGAGGCUUUCUCGACCGCGCCAAUAAAAGGCCGCCCCCACCCGCCCCCGCGCCCCGCAGCCCUGCUGGACACCCGGGGCUGCAGCUGAGCGGGCGCAGACAGGCCGAGGCGGGCGCCGGGCGCGCAGGGACCGAGGGACCGAGGGCUCCCCAUGAGCGCACGUGGGCCGGGCGGUCCGCAAGCCCGGCUGAGAGCGCGCCAUGGGGCAGGCGGGCUGCAAGGGGCUCUGCCUGUCGUUGUUCGACUACAAGACCGAGAAGUAUGUCAUCGCCAAGAACAAGAAGGUGGGCCUGCUGUACCGGCUGCUGCAGGCCUCCAUCCUGGCGUACCUGGUGGUAUGGGUGUUCCUGAUAAAGAAGGGUUACCAAGACGUCGACACCUCCCUGCAGAGUGCUGUCAUCACCAAAGUCAAGGGCGUGGCCUUCACCAACACCUCGGAUCUCGGGCAGCGGAUCUGGGAUGUCGCCGACUACGUCAUUCCAGCCCAGGGAGAGAACGUCUUUUUUGUGGUCACCAACCUGAUCGUGACCCCCAACCAGCGGCAGAACAUCUGUGCUGAGAAUGAAGGCAUUCCUGAUGGCGCGUGCUCCAAGGACAGCGACUGCCACCCCGGGGAGGCGGUUACAGCUGGAAACGGAGUGAAGACCGGCCGCUGCCUGCGGAGAGAGAACGCGGCCAGAGGCACCUGUGAAAUCUUUGCCUGGUGCCCGUUGGAGACAAGCUCCAGGCCGGAGGAGCCAUUCCUGAAGGAGGCCGAAGACUUCACCAUUUUCAUAAAGAACCACAUCCGUUUCCCCAAAUUCAACUUCUCCAAGAGCAAUGUGAUGGACGUCAAGGACAGAGCUUUCCUGAAAUCAUGCCACUUUGGCCCCAAGAACCACUACUGCCCCAUCUUCCGACUGGGCUCCGUGAUCCGCUGGGCUGGGAGCGACUUCCAGGAUAUAGCCCUGGAGGGUGGUGUGAUAGGAAUUAAUAUUGAAUGGAACUGUGAUCUUGAUAAAGCUGCCUCUGAGUGCCACCCUCACUAUUCUUUUAGCCGUCUGGACAAUAAGCUUUCAAAGUCUGUCUCCUCCGGGUACAACUUCAGAUUUGCCAGAUAUUACCGAGACGCAGCCGGGGUGGAGUUCCGCACCCUGAUGAAAGCCUAUGGGAUCCGCUUUGACGUGAUGGUGAACGGCAAGGCAGGGAAGUUCAGCAUCAUUCCCACCAUCAUCAACGUGGGCUCUGGGGUGGCGCUCAUGGGUGCUGGUGCUUUCUUCUGCGACCUGGUACUCAUCUACCUCAUCAAAAAGAGAGAGUUUUACCGUGACAAGAAGUACGAGGAAGUGAGGGGCCUAGAAGACAGUUCCCAGGAGGCCGAGGAUGAGGCAUCGGGGCUGGGGCUAUCUGAGCAGCUCACAUCUGGGCCGGGGCUGCUGGGGAUGCCGGAGCAGCAGGAGCUACAGGACCUGCCUGAGGCAAAGCGGGGAAGCAGCGGCCAGAAGGGGAACGGAUCUGUGUGCCCACAGCUCCUGGAGCCCCACAGGUCUGGCCAUUUGCAGAAUGCACAGGUGAAUUUGGAGCAGCUGCAGACAGUGGAGACGUAGCCAGGGCUGUUGGCUACCAGCAGUGUCGCUGAAGACUUUGGGGCCAGAAACACCCGCAGCUCUGAACUGGGUAGAGGAGUCUGUGCCUGCAUGAGACAGGGGCUUCCAGGCGCAGCCAUCUCUCCUGAACUUUGGGAUCUUGCUGCAAGCUUUUUGCUGAGUGAGGAGGGGAGCCUCCCAAUGGUCAGAGGGGCUCGGACUUAGAAGAGGAGUCCCUGGAGCAGGUGUCCAGGGAAAGGGGCAGGCCAGGGCCCUGAGUGGAAGUGGAGUGUUUGGAUUUUCCCUGAACCUGGCUGCACCUUCACUCAUUCAUAUGUGCAGUAAACACGUAUUGACGCAUGCUGUGUGCUGGGCCCACCAAGAGGUGCUUAAACGAGACGCUGACCUAUCCUCAGGGAGAGGGGCCCGCGUGUAAUUCCUCCAAAGCCAACAGAGACAUCACAGCCAGGCCCAGCCACUCCAGCUGGCCUUCCUCUAGCCUCUAGCAGAGUUUCCGAAAUCCCUGCCGAGAAUGAUGGUUGCUCAGAGAAAGCUCUUGGACAACACUGGAGGGAACAUUUGGGCUUGCCCCAAGGAUAAAAUUUAAAGGUGGCCAUGGAGGCAACUAGGAAAAGACGGGAGCAGUCAGGAGGCAGCUGGCUCUUAGGGGGAGAAGCUAGCUUCUGGGGAGUCUAGGUAAGAUGGGGAAGGGGAGGCAAGAGGCCUCUGCUCCAUCUGACUCCGCCAGCCUCGGGAAGCUCGGGGAAUAUGGACCUGCCCAGAUGGAAGAUACGGUCGCCUUGGCCCUGCCGAGCUCCUGCCCUCCCCACCCCUCCUCAGAGGCUGGGCCUGAAGUGCUAACGAGAUCAAGGAUGGCGCCACUCAGCAGGUGUAAAAGGGCUGAGUUAGGGAGGCCCUCAUUCUCCUCCCUCCAUCCCCACGUGUCCCAUGCCAUAUGGCCACACCCACCUACCGCACCCUCAGCUGCUCUCUGCCUCCAUCGCUGUAGAGCCUUGCUUUUUAUUUAUUUAUUUAUUUUUUUUUGAGAUAGAGUCUCGCUCUGU